Messenger RNA from Penaeus vannamei (Pacific white shrimp), 565 nucleotides. The record is from RefSeq and is a predicted model, not a curated record. NCBI's taxonomy places the organism in Eukaryota, Metazoa, Arthropoda, Malacostraca, Decapoda, Penaeidae.
GCCGCAAAAGUCGUGCGGUAAACAUGGCUUACCUCGUCAAAGCCUACGUUACCCUGGCGGUGUUGGUGGCGACCUCCGUGGCACAGCAGUGGCGAGCUGACCUCCGCCUGGGGGACCUCGCUCGCUUCACCUCGACGCUGGAGAGCAACCUCGGGAACUUGGCCGACCGCAUCGAGGAGGAGGUGCAGAACUCCCUCCCGCGGUGGAUGAGGAACCGCGGCCGCGAGGACAGCGUCGACCGCCACCACGCGAGCCCUCUGUCGGUGGACGAGGGAAUCGAGGCCAUCUCGGGGAUCAUCGGCGACGGCAUUGACGAUGGGCUGAAGGUGCACAUGGACGGAGACACGGACGGAAAGGUCGUGGGGGGGGCCCCUGAUCGAGCCUGUCCGAACCCGAAGUCGAAGCCAUCGUCCCCGCCGUGUCCCGACCCGUGAGACCCGACUACGACUUCGACGACACUUUUCUCUUCAGACCCUUUAGACCUUUCGACAGGCGCCCUGGGUUCAGCAUGUUCGACAUUUUGAACAACCGACGUCGACAGUGGUGGAAGGGGUGAGUAUUUUCG